AUGAAACGUCUGCUCACGACCGUCAUUGUACUUGUUCUCGGCGUUUUCCUCUUCCAUUUGCGCAGUCCAAGUCCAACUUCUUCCGACGUAACUGCUGUGGUUUUAAACUGGGUCCGACUCCCAAAUGUCGUGCAAAUCGUCUCCUCACUAUGCAGAGAACCAGUAAUCCAGCAGAUCAUUGUUUGGAACAACUACAACCUCCGCCCCCUUACCCCAGAAGACUUUACUGAGAGCCACUGCCCCAAACUAAGAAUCUACAAUUCCCCCAAUAACGCGUAUUUCCAGGCGCGUUUUCUUGCGUGUGCUAAUGCGUCAACACCGUAUUGCUUCAUCCAGGAUGACGACUAUCUUGUUCAGCCUGAAGUUAUUCGCAGUUUGCGAGCACGGGUUACCUCGCAUGAUAUAUUUCUUGCCCCACCAGACGAGUGGUUGGCCAGUCGACUACUUUCCAUUGAAUCGGCCAAGAUCACGUUUGGCUUUGCGUGGCUCGGAUAUGGCAGUAUGAUCCUCAGAAACAACGCCCGCGACUUCCUGUCUUUAUUAGGGAGGCUCGGACUUUCAGCAGAGCAAUUGGAAAUGGCAGACAACUAUUAUUCCAUCCUUCGUAAUCAAUUCCCGGAAGUCUGGAUAGCUCGUCCCCAUGCUCUAUAUGGUGAUGGCGCCUUUACAGUUGGAACUGAGGGACUUGAACGCAACCGUCGUCACAUUGCUCAUGCCGUUACGUACUUGGAUUCUAACGUCGGAAAUGCUAGUCUUCCUUAUCUCUCUCAAGCCGGGACAAGUUCGCGGCAAAACAUCGAGUUGACUCCUUGCUUACAAAAUGCUUGCGUUCUGGAGACCGCCGUCAGGUUGAUGCCAGAGGUGUCUAGUAGUAAAAACUACAAAGCAGCACAGGACAUCUUUGCUCACGAACAACUCUUUGUCUCUGCGCUGUCAAACGAGUUCACAACCAACACAAUGGAGUUUUCGAUAUUCCAUGCCGUAGACGGAAAUUUGACGACAGCGUUUCGGAGUCCUUUCAUUGCUAUUGCCGGCGACACAUUCAUGCUAGAUAUGCUUGCGGAUGUUCGAAUUAAAGCACCGAUUUAUUGGACCUGGCUUGUAGAUUUGGGAACCGUCGAACUUCUCAAAUCAUCCUCGCUCUUCUACUCAUCCGAUAAGGCUGUCUGGAAACAAUUAGAAGAGCCACUGAUUACGUCAGAGACCACGAAUAUACCGCGUGACCGUGACAUGGAUUCACUUGCUAUCGACUUGCAUGUUGCCUAUAUCCAAAAUUUGGGCAAGAGCACCGAUGAUCUGAUGUACCACCUCACCGCCCACCUCCGGCUAAAUGCGAUUUACUGGGGCUUAACUGCGCUGUGUGUGAUGGGCCACCCUGACGCGCUCGACAAGGACGAUGUCAUCAAGUUUGUUAUGAGCUGUUGGGAUGACGAGGUCGGCGGCUUUGGAGCGCAUCCAGGUCAUGAUGCCCACAUCCAUCCUACUCUCAGCGCAAUCCAAAUUCUGGUCAUCUACGACUCUUUGCACAUCGUCGACGCUCCUCGCGUUACUGAAUUCAUAUUAUCCCUCCAGCAGCCCUCUGGAGUAUUCGCUGGGGACUCAUUUGGUGAAAUAGACACGCGCUUCUCUUACAUUGCGGUAAACGCUCUGUCCCUCCUCGGCGCUCUGGACCAACUUGACAAAGACAAGACGGUCGAGUAUAUAGUGCAAUGCAAGAACUUCGAUGGUGGGUUUGGCAACACCAUCGGCGCAGAAAGCCAUUCUGGACAGGCCUUUGUCUGCUGCGCAGCGCUUGCUAUACUUGACCGUCUCGACGUUAUCGACAGCGAGACCCUGGGCUGGUGGUUGGCUGAACGUCAAGUCCCAGGCGGUGGCUUAAACGGGCGCCCAGAAAAGCUUCCCGAUGUACAUUUGUCUGCUAUAGCUUCUGGGUACUUUUCCGCCCUGUCGAUCCUGAACAAAGUAUCAUGGAUCGACUGCGACCAAUUAACUAAUUUCAUUCUAUCUGCACAAGAUCUGGAGAAAGGCGGCAUCGCAGACCGGCCUGAUAAUGUUACAGAUGUCUUUCAUACUCAAUUCGGUGUAGCAGGCCUCUCGAUUCUAGGAUACCCCGGAUUGGUCGAUCUUGACCCAGUUUACUGCCUGCCUGCCCCCAUCAUCGAAGCAAAGGGACUUCGAGUAGGCUGGAAGUCUUUGGAACGCCGGAAAGCCGCCUAA
Messenger RNA from Mycena indigotica, 2217 nucleotides. RefSeq names its product Rab geranylgeranyltransferase. Gene Ontology annotation, molecular function: Rab geranylgeranyltransferase activity. Gene Ontology annotation, biological process: protein geranylgeranylation. The transcript has 13 exons. The record is from RefSeq and is a predicted model, not a curated record. Gene Ontology annotation, cellular component: Rab-protein geranylgeranyltransferase complex. Lineage: Eukaryota; Fungi; Basidiomycota; Agaricomycetes; Agaricales; Mycenaceae. The coding region runs from base 1 to 2217 and encodes 738 amino acids.